AAAGCGCGGUUAGGUUUGAUUGUGAGAAUUGUGUUUAUUUAUGUCCGAGUGUUGUAAUGGAUUUUACUCCCGAAGAACUUGAUCUCAGCUCCCCUUGCUUACUGGUGGAGAAUUCUCAGUCUCAGGAAACCGAAACAAUCUUUCGAUCGGACAGUGCGUGUGAUUUGGCGAUUCUGAAACAGUUGACUCGAUUGUCAACCAGUCGGACGGAUCCUUCAGCGGGCAUCUCUUGUGACCAUCCGUCGUUUCCUCGAAAUUGUGCCGCUAUAAGUUGUUCUACUACUGGAGGAGAGGGUGUAAGAAGAGAGGAAGGUGAAAAAAGCCGGCAACCGGACGAUCGCGGCCAACAUGGACAAGGACGUGAUAGCAGCGGAGGUAAUGAUAGAGGAGGUAGCGAUGGUGGAGGAGGUGAUGAUAACGGGAGUAGGGAUGGGGGCGAUGAAGGUGGCGGAGGGGAUGCCGGUGGGGGGGACGGUGGUGGUGGUGAUGAUAAUGACAACGAUGAAAAUAACGAGCAAGAUCCCAGUGCAAAUGAGGAAGAAUCCCCUCAUCCAGACGAUCCAUCCUCUUCAAGUGAUGCACUACCAGAGCUAAUUCGCCCUCCAGAAGUUGCUACCCUCUCAGAACCACUGGUUCGAGUUGUGGUAACAGAUUCAACACCUCCCAGACAACAUGUUAGUGGGGAAGGAAGAGGAAGUGUUCAUGACUUUAGUGGAGACAAUUACAGUGAGGCGUCAACUGGUGUUGUUGGUGAGGGGGCUGAUGUUGCUUCUGACCUUAGUGAAGUAUCUACAGCCCCUGUGGAUGAGGAGAAGAAGUCAACAUGCUCAUCAAGCGUUGGACAUAAGUCUGAUCAUGGCUCAGCCAUGAGCAGCAGCAGUUACCAUGGAGAUCUCAGCAACUUGUCUAGUGAAAGUGGCUCCCAAGUAUCCCCAGAAGUGCGUAAACACCUUCCACAAUUACUAAGGAAACAGUCAACCAGUGAUACUAGCACUAGCAGUGCUGCGUCGAAAGAGGAGAAAGUGCAUGCCACAGUUACUGGUUAUACGCUGUGGUCAAUGGAGGAAGAGCAAGAAGGUUGUUCUUCCCAAGAGGACAUGUUUGCCUCUUCUCAAGGCCAUCAGGAAGGGACAACAAGACCAAACCUUUCGGUUGACUUGAAGUUACCACAACACCAAUCCACUCCAGUGGAUGACAAAAACAGCAGAGAAUCACAUCCUAGUGAGCGAUCACUGUACAAGCAGGUGUUCACUUCCAAGCAACGUACAUCAACACCAGUUGAAGGUGGUGGUGGAUUUUUCUGCACCCCUCCCUCUCAAGAAACACCAAUUGACAAUGUGGCUUUUCAAAGCUUGCAAUUUUCUGGAGAGCCUAGUGUCAGGGUGUCUUCAUCUUCAUCAUCAGAUAAAGUGCAUCCUUCACCUGAUGCCUAUAGCUCAGUUCAAGACUUACAUCCAUCCUCCCCAACAGCUGCUGCUGAAGAGCAAGUAGAAAAGAAAAGUAACAGGAAAGAGGGAACAUAUGAGAAAGGGUGUGAAGACAGACAGACUCAAAAAUCCAAAAACAUCAAAGAAUCUGUAAAAAAUGAUGUGGAGAAGGAACAGUCAGAGAUGUCAAAAGCAGCAGCAGAAUUGUUGCAGUCAUUUGAUAUGUCACAAAGCCAAGAAAGACAUUUGGAAAAGCCAGCAUCUCUAAGACUCAGAGAAUCAUUAGAUGAUGAAAGAGUUGAGUUACCUCUCUGGCAGCAAAAGCAACAGCAAGAGGCACUCCAGCAAGCCAGUGACACCAAUGAAAAGAAGUCAAGUGACACUUCCUCAAAAGGUUCAUCCAGUGAGGACUCAUCUAAGGGUGAAUCAUCACCUCAACUGCAGCAGUGGCAGCCAGUUAGUAGUGCUUUGAGUAACAGCAGCCUAGGAUCCACAGGUUCAAAAGGAAAAUAUACAGUGCUGCCACCAAAUGGCUCUAAGGAGCAGUGUGUACCUUUCAUAAGUGGUAGCUUUCUUGACAGUCCUAGGCAUGAGCCACUAAUUUCUGAUUUACCAGUAGAUCACCCUAAGCAGAGCUUACAUGAAGAACAGUUGUCAUUGUCUCCAUCCUCACUAAUAAUACAUCCCUUUGAACCAAGCAAAAGUAAGGCUGAAGGUACUGAAGAAAGCCCUGCUGUGCUGCCAGGUCCCACACAACCAGAGAUGAGUGAGGAUAUGUUCUUUCCUGUAAUAAACCAGGAAGGCAAGGAACAGAAAAGUAUUUCAGAUGAAUCUCCUGACCAGCCAAUGGAAGAACAAAAUAUUCAAGAGGUCUUAGAUUCUCAAGACAUAGUGAUGCCGUUCUCAUUGCACCUGACUCAGUCGCAGUUGGUCAUGGGAAGCCAGAUGCCAUCAGAUACCAGCCAGGGACUGGAGGGGAUUCAGGAGGAUGUGAUUGUCAGUGAGGUGACAAAUAACGUCACCGAGUGCAAACUGGCAGAAACAAUUCAAGCUGAAGAGGCAAGUACUUUGACAAAACAAGACUCCGGCAGCCAGUCCAUUUUGGCCCCUUUGGGAAGACAAUUUCCUACAAUGGCUCUUGCCCAAGAUGAUAAUGACAAGGAACAGCUGACUAUGAACGUUCCAACCAAAGCACCGGAGAAUCUUGUGAGAUCUACUGACGGCAUCGACGAAAUUCAUCGAGACCAAGGUACCUACCCCUUUACGGAUAGGGGCGAUGUAAUCCACCCUCCAGAGAAGACUGCACCUGUUGAAGAAUCAGGGGGUGUCACUCAACCUGUGGAGCAGGAAGCGCCCGAUGAUCUUAUACAAGAACAGGCAAGCAUACCGGAGAAGGGAACUGAAAUGAUAUUCUGGGAGAAAGACACUUCUGAUGAUCUUGAAAAAGAACAAUCAAGCACAGCAGGCGUUCAUGCAAGAAAACCGAUAAAACCAACGCUCCCAGCAGCAAUAUUUUCAGAAUCCUCGAGUGACUCUGGUACAAGUUUCCACUUUUCCUUACCAAGGGAGCCGCUAAGACCACUGACGUCUACCACUCCACCCCCCUUCAGACCCGUUAGUCCGGACACUCCAGACUCAGAGGAGAGGAGUAGCCGACGCAGUACUAUCCCGGAUGUGGCUCUUCCUGUGGUUAGAGAGACGCCAGGGAUGUCUAGCCAAGAGGUAGCCUUCCAUUUCGAGCCCAGCCAACCUCGGGCUUCUACAUCCACAGAGAGCUUAGACCGUCCUCACUCCAAUGCCCCAGUACCCCCGCGAUCAAUAUUUAGUCGCGCUCGAAAAGCCAUCGCCAAAACUAAGGAGAGAGGAAUGAGAGAGGUCCAAAGCGACGACGAUCCGUUUGCAUUUACCGCCGAAGAUGAUGUACCAGAACCCGUGCGAAAAAAGCCAAAAAGAGGAUCUCCUCGUGGGACGCGUGGAAAAGAGAUUAGACCAAGAGCAGAGGUCAAAAAUAUCACGAGCACUAAAAGAGUUCGCGAAGAAAGGGAGGCUUCCUCUGAGAGCGAAGGAUUAGAGGAAGCACUCUCAAAACGAUUCAGAAGAGAGGAUGAUGAACUAAAGCCUGACAAAGGCGAGGCGGUAAAGGCUACAUCAUCAGGUGCCGUACACUACAAGCAAAUCAUGCGCACAUGCACUGUAACCACGGUAACGACUCAAGUGAAACGAAAUGUAACUAUGACCAUCGUCGAUGAGGAAUCAGGAGAAGUUGUGCAGGUUUUCACCUUUGAAGAAGAUGGGGAACCGAAAGUGGAGAGCCAAGAGGAGGAGAAGGAGGAAGUCACUAAAUUUGUGGAGACUUCCAACGUCGACGGGUCUCGUGUAACAGUUACUGCGAAGACACCGAAACAAGAUGAGCUUCAGCAACAAAACAGAAGUUCUCCGCGAAGGAAAAGUAGUAAAUCACCAGCUUCUAAACAAGCAACGCGCGCUUCUGGUAAAACGCAGGCCUUGGUAACCUCCGGUCAGGGUGAUUCUGAUAGAAGCUCGGAAGAUGGAAGUAAAGGACAAGAUGACAACCAACAUACUAGGGGUGAACCCACAGAAAUCCCUUCGAUCUCAAGGCAGGAUACCGAACCAAUUUUAGAGAAGGAGUCAAAUCACAAACGCUCCUCAUCGAGUGACUCCUCUUUGACUCCUGGAACCCGCGUGUUAGCGAAGUGGUUGGACGGUUACUUCUAUCCAGGAAUAAUCACUGCAAAGCAGUACAAAAACGGACGAUACUCGGUAACCUUUGACGACGGCGACAAACGAAGGAUUCCACGUGAAAACCUUAUCAUCAAGGAUUUAUUGCCGGUUGGGCAGAGUGUCAUGGCUCAAGGGGAUCUUGUAGAUGACUUCUAUGAAGAAGGGGUGAUCGUGGGACAUUAUCGAGAUCGAAACGCACGCGGUUACGAAAUACAGACCCAGAAUGGUGCAAUACGCCGGUACCCACGGAGUAGAAUUAUUUUAUCGGAACAGCAAGCCGUAGCUGUUUUAUCCAGUGAUAGUUCGUUUAGCGUCACAAGUGGUUCCAGUGUCAGUAUUGGAGCACAUAGCUUGAGGCGAGCAGGGAGCAGUAACGUUAGCCUACACGAUGUCUCCAAGUCGGGUGGCAUAGAUGCUAAGGACACCUCACGAGACACUAGCUCUAAAGACACGAGCCCGAAUGACGAAAGAACGCAGGAAAAAAAUGCUGAUCGCGCCUCACCACGCGUUGGCCCAAGACGUUCAAAAGUGGCGUCCGCCGACAUGGAUAUCACGCCUAAGUCUACACAUAAGUCGUCACAUAAGAUCAAAGCACAGGCUAGACGUGCGGGACAUAGGAUUGGUGAGAGCGAGUCGAGUUCAGAUGAGCAGCAUGGUAAGGCUGGCGGCAAACGACGAUAUGUUAGGAGAGGGUUGUCAUCCACGUAUGGUCCCAAAUCACCUGCGAGGCCCGUUGGCACGAUACCGGCUCAACCUGUGAGAGGACGCACGCCGCGUAAACAGAUAAGCGACAGAGAGGACACUGUCGAAGCACCACAUCUACCAAGGAACAGGAAUACUUUUGCUGGUUUAGCCUUUCUAGUGACAGGCGUGACCAGAGACAAGGAUGAGCCUGAAGAGACGGACAGUGAAUCGGAGAGAAUUGACUUUAAUCGCCAUCACUUGAAACGUCAGAUCGAGGCUGGUGGUGGCGUCGUGCUGUCCUCGUUUCCUCAAUCACAGAUUUCUGGCGCAGAGUGCUUCUUGAUAUCCCACACACACCAACGGACACAAAAAUAUUUCCAAUCCCUCGCUUCUGGAAUUCCGUGUGUUUCACACAUGUGGAUAAAUGAUUGUUGCGCUUGUGAUAAGCGUUUGGACUACAAGAAGUACUUGCUCCCUGCGGGAGAAAGCCUAGAGGCCGGGGAAAUUGUAGAAUGCCGGCCGAGAAGAAACAUUUUGGGCGACAUGCGAGUCUAUCUUCACGGGAGCCAGCAGUUCAAGGACACUUGGUCCAGCGUGUUGCUGGCUGCGGGAUGUAGGAUGGUCGCCAAGCUUCCAGGCCGCGUUGAUUACGAAUGCGAUGUUAUCAUCUGCGAGGAUCACAAGCUUCCUGCGAGUGUCAAACACGCCGCUAAUCUGCUUGCGAUUCCUAUUGUCUCACUGGAAUGGCUUCUACAAACACUCAUCAACGGUCGACAGGUUCCUUUUGAUGGUCACCCGAAGUAUGAUUAUCGGUGUAAGAAUUCGUGACCUUGGUCAGAACGCGUGACUAAGCAAGAUGUAACCAACCUGAGACUGCCAGUCAGCAUGUGAGAGGCGGUACUGCGACGUGUUUUCUUUGGAAGUGUUUCUAAAAUCGUAACUAUGGCAAAGGUAACAGAAGUGAGAUGACUUUGAAAUUACCCAUCGAUUUUCAGUAUUCGUGUGAUUUCCAAACCUCAUAGAUCGAACUCGGUAAGUGAUGUCAAUAUCGACCCACUUUUGACACGGUCGGCCUGCCAUUCGUACCAAUUUAGAUGGCAAUCGAAUGUGCUAUGGUGUUUAAAAGAUGGAAAUAUGUGGGUCGCAUGUAAAGAUAGAUUGGGAAUGUGUGGCAAUUGAAAACAAAAGCAAAUGAUACUUGACUCUGAGAGGGUUUCAAUUGUUCUGGAAAUUUAAUUUCCGUUAAAUAAUAGUCUAAAUCAGUGUUCUCCCUUAUUUUAAGCAUAACAGGUAUAAUAAAUUUUCAAACCGGUAAAGGAAUCCUUCUACCUGUUGAAUUUUUAAGAAUUCCAAGCAAUUUUAAACGGUAUUAAGAGGUACUACAGGCGGUAAAUUUUACCGGUUACUGUCUGAAAAGGAGAACACCGAGUCUAAACCAUGCUUUCUUGAAAUUUUGACCACUAUACUGUUUUAAUGUUUGUAAAAUAUGAUUUUAGCAAGACUAAGUCAUAGUAGUAAUAUCACCAGAUCAAAUUAUUCUCAGAUUUUAGCAUUAAUGAAAUAUUACCUACGGUACUAAUUGAAAUACUUUUUGUCGUCAGGGCAAGAGAAAAAUAAAUUUUAGCGAUAAUUAUUACAAAUGGUAGAGUAAAUCUCAUUUUCUAGUUAUGCAAUAAAUUCACUCUUUUUGCUAAAUUAUUUUUAAAAUAUGUUUUCUGUUUCUUUUGAGAUUUUAAUAAUUUUAUCGAGCUUACAGUCCUUAAAAAACAGUCUAAUUAGUUUUUAUAGUUUUAAUGUUUUUUUUCCUUCGCUGUUCUUCGUCGGCAUAGUUCUAAUGCCUUUUUUUUUAAUAGAAAACUUUUGAUAGAUUAUAUUAAUUUUUACUUUUUAAAGUAUAGUUUCUGGGCGCCGAGAGUGACACUGAAAUAAUUAACACGUUUCAAAUAAAGAUAUUAUGGUCUGGUUUGAAAGUGAUAGAGAAUUAAAAAUUAUGGAAAACGCAAUAAAAAAGGGCCUGCUUUUGGCCUUGUGCGAAAACGAACAUGCAACUUCUGUAAAAAAGAAAGUUCGAAAAAAAG
Pocillopora verrucosa is the source of this 6931-nucleotide messenger RNA. RefSeq names its product TP53-binding protein 1. Lineage: Eukaryota; Metazoa; Cnidaria; Anthozoa; Scleractinia; Pocilloporidae. Gene Ontology annotation, molecular function: histone binding. Gene Ontology annotation, cellular component: nucleus. Gene Ontology annotation, biological process: DNA damage checkpoint signaling; positive regulation of transcription by RNA polymerase II. The record is from RefSeq and is a predicted model, not a curated record.